AUGGUGGUGGUCUUGUUCGAGCAUGGUAUCGCGUGCGAAUCUCGUACCGUGACCUGUAAAACAACAGCAGCUGCGGAUACAGGGGACGUUUGCAUUCUCUUGGAGUCCACUCUGCUGUUCUUUUCGUCCAUCUGUCAUCUGUUCUUCUCAUUAUGUCACCCGCCUAUCUGUGUUUCGCUAUCGAUGUAUAUUCUCCUGGAUCUCAAAGAUGUGACAGAUUUCGAAGGUCAGAGCUAUGCAUUCAGGCCAGAUAUUGAUAGUGCCGGUUAUAUUUCAGAAGACAUCGCUCUGCACAUACCAGCCCAUCUAACGAACACCCAAAUGUUCCUAGACCGUCUGCGUAACGCACGUCCCAAAAGCGCGUACGUUAUGGAGUCGUUCGACGUUACCGCUCUUUACACUAACGUGUCGAACGACUCCGCAAUGCAAGCCAUCCGUGAGCUUCUUGAGAAACACGAAGGAGCAAUUAACAUAUGGUCCGGGAAAUAUUACGCGCAAAUUAGAGGGUUGGCAAUGGGACAGCGACUAGCACCAACCCUUGCCGUUGCCUUUAUGUCUAAAGUGGAAGCACCAGUAAUCGAUCUCACGCCAUUACUCUACUGUAGAGAAUUCCGUAAGAGUGAUAGAAAUACCACCGGACACUCUAAGACGCCAGCUAGUUCGCAACCGCCUGUACGACCGUCUAUGUACAACAAAAAACUGCAUAAUUUGCCCAAAUGGUAG
Molecule: messenger RNA, 723 nt
Organism: Angiostrongylus costaricensis
Lineage: Eukaryota; Metazoa; Nematoda; Chromadorea; Rhabditida; Metastrongylidae
Source: the annotation of a GenBank genome assembly